Danio rerio (zebrafish) is the source of this 4546-nucleotide messenger RNA. The record is from RefSeq and is a predicted model, not a curated record. Lineage: Eukaryota; Metazoa; Chordata; Actinopteri; Cypriniformes; Danionidae.
CACCGGUUGGAAAUGGUCGCUCGCGCAGGCGACUGGAAUUUACUGAGGAAAAAGAAAACAUUAGCCAGAUGCUAACAGUGAAAUACAGAUUUCGUCUGAAAACAACAAACGGAGACGACGGGACAAUGACACAUGUUAAGUUUUUCUGCAGGGCUAAGUGAGGUGUAUCAUACCCCCGUCCUAGGAUGGACAGUUAUUUUAAGGCUGCUGUGUGCGACCUGGACAAGCUUUUGGAUGACUUUGAACUCAGUGCAGAAGAGCUUGAGAGCAAACCGGGCACGUAUGUAAGCCCUCCUUGUCCGGACUCUACGCUCAUCCCUGGUCGCUUUAUACCAGAGCAGCACACAGUCCCACAAACACUCCCAGAUGUCAACGCACUGCACUAUGGACUUACAUCGCAAAGUAUUGACUCAAACCAAAAAGAUUCCUAUUCAAAUGAAUGGCCCCUCACAGGUGUGGACCUCUUGUCGUCCGUUGAUAGUAGAGGCAUCAAAAGUUCAGCUCCUCCUUGUCCUGACCGCUCGCUGAAGCCUGUGUGUGACCUGGUGAACGAUACUGGUUCUGCAAACCUCCAGCAAGCUGAUAGUCAGGAAGACUUUAAAGAGCUGGACAUUCCAGACGUACAAUCGACUGAGGGGCUGCUUGUGGACUUUGAGAGUCCAGAAGAUCUUUCCAAACCCAGCCACAGUGAAAUACUCAAACGUGACUCUGAGAUUAAUUGCAAUUCCCUCAGUUUGCUGGAUGUCAUAUUACCGGUUGUUGGCGAGCCUUAUACUUCGAGUAGCAUUACACUUUUGGAGACUGAAAGUUCCUGUCCUGAAGCCUCUAACUCAAACGGGCAGAAUGAUCGUCCGUGGAGUCAGAUGGACGAAGAUGAUGUUUGUAACACAUGUCCUAGUACUACAGAGGAAAAUAUUUCAGCAUUCAGUGAAGAGCAUGCUGUGUCGCUCCAGCCCGACUCAACAUCUGAAGAUGUCAGAAAUCCAGAGGAUUUAACUGGAAGUCCCACUUCGGAGAAGGAAUCUUCUCUGUCUUGCUUGCCAAUGGCUGUAUCUAUGUGUGGUUCCCUUGUGGCGACUUUAGACCCUCAAAAGGCAGCAGUGGUCGAAACCAAAGAUGAGGCUGAACUAGAAACAAAAUCAGCAAUUCAAGAAGCUGAAGAGUUAACUCUUCCAUUAGAAGAGCCAGUGCCUCCAUUCUCCUCCAGCAGGCCUGAUUCUUCACCUGAGGAUGAACCUGAGAUUGUCCAGAUCAUGUCGAACCCUGCUGCUGCAGGCCACUACCCUGAAAGAAACUUCAAACGCACCUUAUCGCCAACGGACAAAUUAACUUGUAGAGAUUUGGGUGCAAGCAAUCCGUCUCCAUCCUAUUCAGAAAGUCCAAAUUAUUCGUACGAGUUCGGUAUUGCCAACGAUUACCUACCUGAAAGCGACCAGACAGUGAUGAUGGUCACGGACGAGGAACUUGAUGCCUUUCUAAUGGGUCAAGGUGUGAAAAUCAACCCCGAUGCAGCGGUGGAAAAAUUCAGUGAUGACGGCUUUUCAGAAUUUAAUGGAAAUGCUGAAAGAGAUGGCUUCUUGGAUGAGGAGUUGCAGAGUUGUAAAGUCGAGACUUUUGCCUCACCUGAGAGUGAUGGCUCACAGUAUCUGGAGGAGAGCGAAGGGUCAAACGUUUCCUCUUCAUCUCAAGACAGCAGCCCGCUGAGAGCAGACUCUACUCAAACAAUUACUCAUGAAACCGUAACCAGCCCUGUUGAGAUUCAAUCCGUUUGCUCCCCGAACCAAGAGUCAACUUACGGUGGUGCAAGACCAAAGCAGUUGUCCAACCAAACCGUACGGCCUCCAUCAGAACGACACAGAAUCAGCCAUGCCGAAGCCGAUGUGGGAGGAUCAGCGAAUGGCUCGCAAGUGUCUCCUAACCAAGAUGAAAUCAACUGUGAACCACCGUCCUAUCAGCAGUAUGAUAGCAGCUAUGGCUGCGAUGAGCUCUCGGAGCCUCCGCCUUACCCAGGAGAGAUGUUGGAGGACGGGGAGUCAUCUGUUGAUCUGUCUGGACAUGGGGCUGAAGGUUUGGGGUCAAAGCAGCCACCCUGGGUCCCUGACUCUGAGGCUCCUAACUGUAUGAAUUGUAUGCAAAAGUUUACCUUUACUAAGAGGAGACACCAUUGCAGAGCUUGUGGAAAAGUUUACUGUGCCAGCUGCUGCAAUCGCAAAUGUAGACUGAAAUAUCUGGAUAAAGAGGCCCGGGUUUGUGUCAUCUGCCAUGUUACCAUACAGAGAGCUCAAGCCCAUGAGAGAAUGAUGAGCCCCACUGGGCCCAGUCCCAAUCCCAACAUCCCAUCAGAGUACUGCUCCACCAUACCGCCCAUGCAGCAGGCCCGCGCCGCCGGGACUCUCAACUCUCCCCCACCCACCGUCAUGGUCCCCGUGUCUGUCCUCAAACACCCCGGUAAUGACGGUUUUCCACGCGAGCAGAAGCAUGUGUGGUUUGCCGAUGGCAUCCUGCCGAACGGUGAGGUAGCCGACACGACCAAACUCUCUGUGCAAACACGAAGAUCUUCUCAGGAGUCGAGCCCAGUAACGCCAGACCCGCCGGCGCCUGACGAUAAGUUUCCGGAUGAGCGUGAGGAGAGUGUUGGAGGCAGAUCUGACAGCCCUGUGGAGGCGAGCCGUCCACCCGUCAGAGGCCCGUGGGAUUACGGUCUGCUGUGCGGCGUGGGCAACUGUGUGCAGAGAGAUGCCAGUCUGGUGCCAGAGGAUGAUGACGGUCUGCCGCCACUUCUCAUUAUCACCGGAGAGGAGGAAGAAGGGGAUUUAUUGGUCGAGGAACGUCCUGCUGCUUGCCAAAUAUUGCUGCUGUUGGAGGAAGGAGGUCCACAACCUCUCACCUUUGUGCUCAAUGCCAACUUAUUGGUGAACGUCAAGAUCGUCACAUAUUGUGGCAAGAGGUGCUGGUGUCUGAGCUCUAAUGGUCUGCAGGGAGUUGGACAGAAGGAGCUGGUGUUUAUAAUUGAGUGUCUCCCAGAGGAAAACAGCCUGCCUCGAGACGUAUUCAACCUGUAUGUUAGCAUAUACCAAGAUGCACAAAAAGGGAAGUUCAUCGAGCAUCUUGGCAAUGUGACAUUCACGGAUAGUUUCUUGGGUAGUAAAGACCACGGGGGCGUCCUGUUCUUCACGGCUACCUUUCAGCCGCUGGAGGGUCUCGCUCUGCCACAGGUCUCCUUCCUCUGUGGAGUUUUGAUUCAGAAGUUAGAGGUUCCCUGGGCUAAAGUCUUUCCCCUCCGACUGCUGCUGGCUCUGGGGGCAAAAUAUAGUGUGUAUCCCUGCCCUUUGAUGAGCAUCCGUUUCCGUGAGUCAGUUUUUAAAGAGACAGGACACACCAUCAUGAAUCUGCUCACAGAUCUGAGGAACUACCAGUACAGUUUACCUGUGGUGGAAAGUCUUCGGGUGCACAUGGAGAUGGGAAACAGCUACAUCGAAAUUCCCAAAUCCAGGUUUAACGAGAUGCUGAAGGUGGUGAACUCCUCCAAUGAACACGUCAUCAGUUUUGGUGCCUGUUUCAGCACUGAGGCCGAUUCUCACUUGGUUUGCAUUCAGAACGAGGACGGAAGUUACCAGACAAGCGCUAACAGCAUACCAGGAAAAACCAGGAGAGUGACUGGAGCUAGUUUUGUGGUUUUUAACGGCGCUCUGAAAGCAUCAUCAGGAUUCAUCGCCAAAUCCAGCAUUGUGGAGGAUGGGUUAAUGGUGCAGAUCCCUCCAGAGACGAUGGAGGGUUUGCGACAGGCACUCAGGGACCAGAACGACUUCCAAAUCCCCUGUGGAAAGACUGACUCGGAAGAGACACGGGAAAAUGUGAAUGUGCGCUGGGUCGACUGGACAGCACCUGUCAACGCUGGAGUCACCAGUCCAGUGGACGGCAAGUCUCUGGAGGGAGUGUCCAGCGUGAAGAUCCAGCAGGACUCUGAGUUCGAGAUGGAUGGCCGAACCAUCAGGUGUACUGAGGUCUUCUAUUUGCUGAAGUCUUCAGACGUGUCCCUGCCUGCCAUCCUCACAUCAUCAGCUCAGUUUCAGAGAGAGAUCGCCACCGCCAGCUGUGCCGCCCUCUGCCCGCAUCUCUCCGUGCUCAUGGCCAAUGGAUUCAACUCUCUUGCACUCCGAGUCUCCACUGACUCAGACAUGGUCGAGUACCAGGCUGGAUCUUCUGGCCGCCUCCUGCCUCAGAAAUACAUGAACGAUCUGGACGGGGCUCUAAUUCCUGUCAUCCACGGAGGAAGCUCCUGUGUACCCCAUCAGGCCAUGGACAUGGAGUUUUUCUUCUACAUCUCACUGAGCAUUUGAUCACUGGUGACUUAUAAACUUUCCAUCCACAGAGCAGCCAAUGGGACUUCACGACCGAUACCAAUGAGGUGCAGGAGGAGACUCCGUGUCUGCUCUCUGAACAGGUAUGGAGAGCUUGAAGAAGCGUUUUAAGGGACUAUAUUAGCGAUCCUUUAGAAUAAACCCGGAUCUUGGAUCAGCAACUCAAAUAAAAGCGUGAGAAAUAC